AUGUGCACCCCAUCCUUUGCUGUACCUUUAUUACAUUCUAAUUUACAGCAAUAUCACUACCCACAAACUCCACGAGUGCCUCGUAAGGGCGAUUCCUACAUUCUCCACGACCUUCAAACCGUCUUCCAGGUAGUUGCCUCCGAGGCCAAGGACUUUACUCUCCAUGCUGAAGCACGACCGUUGGGUACUAUUCAACGGGCCGAGCUUUUCGCUGGUGCCAGAUCCCAAACCCAGCUCCUGCUGGACAAGAUCGACGAAGGUCUUCACAAUUGCCGCCAACCCAACUACCCCAGAAUAUCCACCUUGAGUGCCCUAAUCUCCCCUACUGAGACUCCCAACACUUCACCUUCUGGUAAGAGGUCUUCGGAAUCAGGAUCCUCCAAGCAAGACAAGGUCGCUUCACCUGCAAAAAAGGCCAAGUCUGGCGACGAGGAACGCAGCACUCGGGGUAUGCUGAUCUGCACCUCUACCGGACGACCACCUAUGCCAGACCAAAAAUCGAAUGUCAAUGGAUUUGACCUGACUGCAUGCGAGUCUUUCAACUCCUGGGUUCACGUAACUCCCAACGUCAAAUGGGCUCCUGGUCAGGAACCACGCAUUGUGAUGUAUGCAUCAGUGAGCACUCUCACCCGACCGGUCACUUACUAUGCGUCUUGGCCCGUCCAGACAUCACCUAGCGGUGACCCACCGGACGAGAGUGCUCUCCAGGAGUAUGCCCCUACUCGGACAGUCUUUGACGAGCUUGAUCCUGCAGACAUGAUUGUUGCGGAGCAAUUUUGCCACAUUCUUGAGCAGGGCGCAAGGGUCACACCUACCUUUACUCGGUUGGAACAAUCUCGACUUCUCCAGGAUCUUCCGAGAAGAACUACUCUUGCUGUGGAGUCACCGUAUGUGGGCCAAGUCAUGCACUCUUGGAGUCGGAUGUUUACCACUUGUUUCUACACUACAAUUUGGAUGUUCGCUAUGUUGGGAACAUCCAUACAGGUGCCCAUUUGUGAUUGUAAUGCUUUGGAACCCGAAUUGCGUGCAGCGUCCAUCGAUGAUGCCCUCGUUGCAGAUUUACGGCGCGUGCUCGUUGACGGUUGUCCGAAUUAUGUCAACGCUACGUCGUCCAAGAUGAAUCGGCGAUCCUUCGCCAAAUAUGGGAACCACGACUUGGUAUACACCAAUGUUGAAGAAACCAGAAAAGCAGUUCAGAAGGAUUUUUCACGGUCCCACAGCCUUGUCGGCAACCCUCUGUUGACACCUUUCCUACCGUAUACACAGCAGAUACCCCAAGGACUUUACCUUGGAGACAAUGACGUUUCGGGUGCUUUUUCGCCACGGGAAAUGGAAUUCGAAUGUGGUUGGUAUGCAUACCUUUUUCCAUCUUUGGUUUCCCGUUUUUCUGCACCGGUUUGA
Cylindrotheca closterium is the source of this 1401-nucleotide messenger RNA. The record is from the annotation of a GenBank genome assembly. NCBI's taxonomy places the organism in Eukaryota, Bacillariophyta, Bacillariophyceae, Bacillariales, Bacillariaceae.